AUCAACACAACUUCCACACACUUUAACAACCAACCUCAACUCAACUCAACUUCUACCUUUCACUUCCCAUCUCUCCAACAAACCAUCAAGAUGCACUUCACUACCUUCCUCACUACCGUUGUCGCCGCUGGCAUGGCUUCUGCCACUACCUACAACGCUGCCGCUGUCAGCAGCAACAAGAACAUCAACGGCUCCGCUCUCCAGGCCUCCAAGAGCGGCUUCGCUCUCAAGCUCAAGAACCAAGGCGCCGCCUGCGACAGGGGCCUCAAGGAGAACCAAGUCACAUUCAGCCUCAACAAGGACGGCGAGCUUAACCUUUACACCUUCCAGAACUCUCAGGUUGCUUACGUCGACCGCUCCGGUAUGGGCCAGGGCAAGCUCGGCUACGCCACCAUUGCCGACAAGGGCCUCGUUAUCCCCAAGAACGGCGAGACAAAGGGCUGGAAGGUUGCUGCCAACGGCGACCUCACUUUCGAUGGCAAGGGUCUCAUCGCUUGCCCUUACGACGGUUCUUACUCCCUCUGGGUCAGUGCUGGUGUCAAUAACCCCGGUGGCAACAAGGACUGCCAGGCUGUUACUAUUCGCGCCAAGAAGGAUGACAAGGCCGUUGCCUGUCAAUACUCCGUCUAAGAGUUAGCCCAACAGUUUCAUGAGUUGACGGACAUACUUUGAUUCUUACUACAUUAUUCUCAUUAUCAGUUGAGGGGAGCAUCAUGUUCUCUACAUUUGUAGAAAUCUAAUUUACCAUCUGAUUAAUACAUAUACAUAUUGGAACUAUG
Fusarium graminearum PH-1 is the source of this 779-nucleotide messenger RNA. RefSeq lists its product as uncharacterized. Lineage: Eukaryota; Fungi; Ascomycota; Sordariomycetes; Hypocreales; Nectriaceae. Bases 91 to 630 code for a protein of 179 amino acids. The transcript has a single exon. The record is from RefSeq and is a predicted model, not a curated record.